UCAUAACAGUGGUGGAGGGGGCGGUGGAGGGGGAAGGACGCCGUUACUAGGUAACAGCAAUCUCUCAUCAGGUACAGCCAGUGCCGGCAACAACAGCAGCGGUAACACAACUUCUUUCACGCAUCUAACAACUCUCCAACCAUCUUCGUCGUCAACGCCGUCGCCUCUGGCACUUGGAGGAAAUACGACGGCGGAAGACGGCGGUGGUGGCAGCGGAAGUGUAUUGCAACAGUUGAGUCCUGCAGCGGACGACGAGAGGAACGAACAUAGAGGAAUGUACGCGACGACACCCACCUCGACACUUGAACAUCACCACCAUCAGCAUCACCAUCACCUGUCCGGGAUUCAUCACUCCGCGGGAUUCCAUCCGCACGACGCAGUCGCUGUCAGCAGUGGCUCGGCGCUUAUGCCCUCUCCGGCUACCAAUCUCACAAGUCCGAUGUUCUCCCGGGGCGCCAUCUAUCCUCCCCACGCCAUGCAGUAUCUAAAUACAAGCCAUGGAUCUGACGUCACAGUACAGAGUGCCACUUCUCAAAAUCUCUGGUCAACUCAAGUGUCGCUGGGUUCCACCGAGGACUACACAUCGAGUCCCAAGCACACACCAACUGCUCUUCCCGCAUUUUCUCAACGAUUCAGUUCAGCGUCGAGCGGGGUCACGGCGCAUGGUACAGUGUCGCUGCCAGGUUUCACGAGUAGCGGCAUGGCGCACCGGGCGUCUCCGUAUUCUCCCGCCCCGGCGCCGGCCCACACCCCGUCUCUCAAUUAUUUGAGUAACAGCCCCUCAGCGGACUCUUCGGUCAGCAAUACGGCGCUCUGGGGAAACUACGACACAGGGUCCACACUGCAGCAGUACGGGGUCGUGGCAUCGGGCAACUCUGCAGCGUCCAGGGGAAGAACGGCGUCUAUAUCGGCAGCUGCAUCGCUUACAGCUAUGGCGGCGUCGGAGACGGGGGAUUACUACAAAAACUUCUAUGGGUUUAAUGGGAUCACGCGAAGUCCACUGGAGGAAAAAUCCAACAGACGUUUGUCCGCCUCGCGGAGAUUGGGCAUGUCCUGCUCGAACUGCCAUACGGACAAGACGUCUCUUUGGCGGCGCAACUCAAUGGGCGAGCCGGUCUGCAACGCCUGCGGUCUGUACUACAAGUUGCACGGCGUCAACCGUCCACUGGCCAUGAAGAAGGACAGCAUUCAGACGAGGAAGAGGAAACCGAAAAGUGGAACCCCCAAGUCAGAAAAUUCUGGAGGCGGGGGUGGUGGAGGUGGGAGCUCCAACUCAGUGCAGCAAAGUCCGAGCUUGGUGAAGUUGGAACAGCUAGAUAGUUACGGAGACUGCUGCACAGGCGCUGCCCGCACGAAAAUCGGCGACGACAUCCUUAAACUCGAGCACAGCAGCCUUAACUUUCUGGGACACAGCACCGGCGGUACCAGCAGCACCGGCACUGUGACGUAUUCGAGCCUGUACAGUUCAACUUCUGCACAACCACAACAACAACCACAACCACUCCCACUCCACGUAACUUCGCCCCUGCAGUACCAUCAUUCUCCACAUCUCUACCAUCAGAGUGGUAGCGGAGGUACCGGAGUGUGUAGCCCACCCGUCAAUCACUAUUAUAACUUGAUCCAACAUCACAUGAACCACUCUGGCAGCCAGCACGUGACCACGACGAUAUCACCACCAAAAUCGGAGUGCCCAUCGCCUCCUGCAGCAGAAUUACAGGCUAACAGGUCGCCGGUUCUCAUGUCAUCUCACUCGCCUGGGGAAACAGCCCUCGGCCCAUCCCCUCACAUUGUCACCUUAGGCAACAGCAACAAUAACAAAGUGGUUGUCAUGGGCAACGGAGACAAUAUGGAUAGACCCACUGUAGUCUCCAUGUCAUCGUAGACGGACACGUGACAGUAUAAGUAACUGUUAGGCCGUCAAGCGCCCUAAAGUGUCUUGUGAGCGUAUUUCGAGGCUCUCUCCAGUUUGGGCGUUAAGUACAAUGGAUGCGCGCGAGGCGUGAAGGGCAUGUCGGUCCGGAGCGCAACAGAGGUACAUAUGUUUACAUCUGAAUGACGUAAUAAUUUCGGUUACAGUUCAAGGGUUGAGAUAUCAAACUCUGUGAACAGAUGUGGGCAAUAAUAAUACUGCCUUUGAAUGUUGGGUUCAUUCAAGGUCUUUAAAUUAUGUAGUGAUAUUAUUAAGUACCCUUUUUCGUAGCAGAGAAAGUGUUUAAUGAAUUAUAAACUAAUUCCACCGAGCAGUCUUCCUUCAGAAGUUGACAGUCGCUCAGAUAGUCAAGGAAUCCCCCCUUCUAUCAAUUCGGAAGGUUCAUUGCCGUGCAGACAUCAGCCCACCACUGGAACCCGUCUGUAGCCAGAUGGAUUUAGUCGAUACACUGGCAACCUGUGUUCUUAAAAUCGAUCUUCAUAUUUUCUUUAUAUCUAAGCUGAGCUCUAAGUAGUCUCGUCCCUUCACCGUAUCCCAUCAAAAUUUUGUGUGCUUUCCUCAACUCUUCCAUGCGUACUACAUGCAUUCCCAUGUAUGUAGCACGCAUGGGAGAGACGAUAAAUGCAAGCAGGGUUUUCAUGGGAUAGACAGAAGGAACGAGACCAAUAGGAAGAGCUUGACGUAGGUGGGAGGAUAUUAAUAAAUUUAACUUUUAGAAAUAGAAUG
This is a messenger RNA of Cryptotermes secundus, 2656 nucleotides long. RefSeq names its product transcription factor GATA-4. The coding region runs from base 275 to 1882 and encodes 535 amino acids. The record is from RefSeq and is a predicted model, not a curated record. Lineage: Eukaryota; Metazoa; Arthropoda; Insecta; Blattodea; Kalotermitidae. Gene Ontology annotation, biological process: negative regulation of transcription by RNA polymerase II; positive regulation of transcription by RNA polymerase II; cell fate commitment. The transcript has 7 exons. Gene Ontology annotation, molecular function: zinc ion binding; DNA-binding transcription factor activity, RNA polymerase II-specific; RNA polymerase II cis-regulatory region sequence-specific DNA binding.